This is a messenger RNA of Eptesicus fuscus (big brown bat), 1811 nucleotides long. RefSeq names its product adaptor related protein complex 3 subunit mu 2 (gene AP3M2). The record is from RefSeq and is a predicted model, not a curated record. The transcript is spliced from 9 exons. Bases 125 to 1381 code for a protein of 418 amino acids. NCBI's taxonomy places the organism in Eukaryota, Metazoa, Chordata, Mammalia, Chiroptera, Vespertilionidae. Gene Ontology annotation, biological process: endocytosis; intracellular protein transport. Gene Ontology annotation, cellular component: clathrin adaptor complex; cytoplasmic vesicle.
CACGAGAUGCCACCAGACUUCACCUCCGCGCUGCGGGAUGCUGCGGGGAGAGGGUUGAAAAUUUGUAGAGUCCUGAGGCGUGCAGACUGAAAAAGACUGUCCUCUCUCACUGACAGUCUCCACCAUGAUUCAUAGCCUUUUCUUGAUCAACUCCUCUGGAGAUAUUUUCCUGGAGAAACAUUGGAAAAGCGUGGUCAGCCGUUCUGUUUGUGAUUACUUUUUUGAGGCACAAGAGAGAGCCACUGAGGCAGAAAACGUACCGCCUGUUAUCCCUACCCCUCACCACUACCUCUUAAGUGUAUACCGGCACAAGAUCUUUUUUGUGGCUGUGAUCCAGACAGAGGUUCCACCUCUGUUUGUCAUUGAGUUCCUUCACCGGGUAGUGGACACAUUUCAGGAUUAUUUUGGAGUCUGUUCAGAGCCAGUGAUCAAAGACAAUGUGGUUGUGGUUUAUGAAGUACUGGAAGAGAUGCUUGAUAAUGGGUUUCCAUUAGCUACCGAAUCAAACAUCCUCAAAGAACUGAUAAAGCCUCCCACUAUCCUCCGAACAGUUGUCAACACCAUAACAGGAAGCACCAAUGUGGGUGACCAGCUUCCCACUGGGCAGCUGUCAGUGGUGCCGUGGCGACGGACUGGGGUGAAAUACACCAACAAUGAGGCCUAUUUUGAUGUGAUUGAAGAGAUUGAUGCCAUCAUUGAUAAAUCAGGUUCCACAAUUACCGCUGAAAUCCAGGGGGUGAUUGAUGCUUGUGUCAAACUGACUGGAAUGCCAGACCUUACCCUUUCCUUCAUGAACCCCAGGUUGCUGGAUGAUGUCAGCUUCCAUCCUUGUGUUCGUUUCAAGCGCUGGGAAUCUGAGCGCAUCCUCUCCUUCAUCCCUCCUGAUGGAAACUUUCGCCUGCUCUCUUACCAUGUCAGUGCCCAGAAUCUGGUGGCGAUUCCGGUGUAUGUCAAACAUAACAUCAGUUUCCGGGACAGCAGUUCCCUUGGACGCUUUGAAAUAACCGUGGGACCUAAGCAGACCAUGGGGAAGAUCGUCGAGGGAGUGACUGUCACCAGCCAGAUGCCCAAAGGGGUCUUGAAUAUGAGCCUCACUCCAUCUCAGGGGACACACACAUUUGACCCGGUUACUAAGAUGCUGUCUUGGGAUGUCGGAAAAAUAAAUCCCCAAAAGUUGCCAAGUUUGAAGGGGACCAUGAGUCUUCAGGCUGGAGCUUCCAAACCAGAUGAGAACCCCACCAUUAACCUGCAGUUUAAAAUCCAGCAGCUGGCCAUUUCUGGACUCAAAGUGAACCGCCUGGAUAUGUAUGGAGAGAAGUACAAACCCUUUAAGGGCAUAAAAUACAUGACCAAAGCUGGAAAGUUCCAAGUCCGAACCUGAAGGGAGAGUUUUGCAAAGGGAACAGUACAGACACUUUUUCAUUUCUUACUUGUCUAAAAGUGUAAAACAGUAUCAGCCUGCCUCCUAGGUCAGUCCCCUUCUGGACCUACCUGCUCCCAUUUUCCCUUAGCCUUCAGUGCCACGGAACUAAUCAAGGGAGAAAAGGGUCGCCGGGGAGGAUGGGACAGAACUGAAACACAAUCAGCACCAUCUCAGUUCUUAAAGAGCUGGGCGAUGGAGGCCAGGGGUACUUGAUACCGUAUUUAACUAUUUUAAUGUGGUUACCAUAGGAAAACACUAGCAUCUGUUACUUGCUUGGCUUUAAUUAUCUAAAGCCAAUGAAAAACUUCUUUGUUAUUGUUUUUUAAGGUGGAAAGAAAGAGAGAGAGAGAAAGAGGAAGAGAAAGGGAGGGAGAAAAAAGGAGGGUAG